GAAACCGGAGCAGGCGGAGACAUGUGGACACCUGAGCCGGCUGCUGAAUGAUAGAUGGAGGCGGUCAGAGAUCCUGCUCAGGUUCCUGGACCAGGAGAGGACAGGACAACACACAACUGAACCAGGAGACAACCGGACAACACACAACUGAACCAGGAGACGACCGGACAACACACAACUGAACCAGGAGACGACCGGACAACACACAACUGAACCGGGAGACGACAGGACAACACACAACUGAACCAGGAGACGACCGGACAACACACAACUGAACCAGCAGACGACCGGACAACACACAACUGAACCAGGAGACGACCGGACAACACACAACUGAACCAGGAGACGACCGGACAACACACAACUGAACCAGGAGACGACCGGACAACACACAACUGAACCAGGAGACGACCGGACAACACACAACUGAACCAGCAGACGACCGGACAACACACAACUGAACCAGGAGACGACCGGACAACACACAACUGAACCAGGAGACGACCGGACAACACACAACUGAACCAGCAGACGACCGGACAACACACAACUGAACCAGGAGACGACCGGACAACACGCAACUGAACCAGGAGACGACAGGACAACACACACCUGAACCAGGAGACGACAGGACAUCACACACCUUAACCAAGAGAGGACAGGACAUCACACAACUGAACCGGGAGAGGACAGGACAACACACACCUGAACCGGGAGACAACAGGACAACACACACCUGAACCGGGAGACGACAGGACAACACACACCUGAACCGGGAGACGACAGGACAACACACAACUGAACCAGGAGACAACAGGACAACACACACCUGAACAGGGAGACAACAGGACAACACACAACUGAACCGGGAGAGGACAGGACAACACACAACUGAACCAGGAGACGACAGGACAACACACAACUGAACAGGGAGACAACAGGACAACACACACCUGAACCGGGAGACGACAGGACGUGCGCUCCGAGGCUUCACCAGGUGAUGGUGUCAGGAUGUCUGAGGCGAGGCAGCGAACUCUGUCCACCUCAGGCGAGUCUCUUUAUCAGAUCCUGGAUCUGGAGAGGGGCUGCAGCCAUGAUGAUAUCAAGAAGUCCUACAGGAAACUGGCGCUGCGCUACCAUCCUGAUAAGAACCCAGAGAACCCGGACGCUGCUGAGAAGUUCAAGGAGCUGAACAGCGCUCACGCCGUCCUGUCCGACCUCAGCAAGAGGAACAUCUACGACUCGUACGGGUCUCUGGGACUCUACGUGGCCCAGCAGUUCGGAGAGGACAACGUCAACACCUAUUUCAUGUUGUCCACCUGGUGGGCUAAGGGUGUGUUCGUGGUGUGUGGCGUCCUGACCGGAUGUUACUGCUGCUGCUGCCUCUGCUGCUGCUGCAACUGCUGCUGCGGAAAACUCCACCCCCCACUGGCCGGGGAGGGGGCGGAGCCUGACUACAUCUCCCCUGACGACCUCGAGGAAGAGAUACGCAACGACCCUGACACUAGUGAGACAACAGGAAAUGAUGAGACUCCGAUCGUUCAACAGCCGACAAACGCCGGAGAGAAAACUCAGCUGAUCACUGACGGACACCGAAGAUACGGAGACACCUUCACAUGAAGCUGACAGGAAACAGGAAACACUGCCGCAGUCCCACACCUGACCACCUGAACCAGUUUAACGUCAGCCAAUAAGAGGCCACGUUAUGUCUUAAAUCAAGUCUGACAUGACGUCAUAUAUAUAUAUAUAUAUAUAUAUAUAUAUAUAUCUGUCUGUUCAUUAACAGGUCAUAACAUUAUUUGUUCAGACUGUUCCUUUAACGCAGCAGCUCUUUAAUUCAACUCUGAUUGGUUGAAGUUCUCUCACAUCUUAAAUAAAGGUUAAGAUUUAGAAAAUAAAUAAAUCUGAUGUAAAAAAUGUUUUACUUUUAAGUUUGUUGCAUUUUUAUUGUUUAUUUUAUUUGUGAAUAAUGUUCAGAGUGUGACGUGAUGUCUCCUGUAUUCACGUCUGUCCAGCAGGGGGCGCCAUUAUGGCUGGACACAUUUAUUGAGAUUGUUGUG
This is a messenger RNA of Platichthys flesus (European flounder), 2060 nucleotides long. Its product is annotated as dnaJ homolog subfamily C member 5-like. The coding region runs from base 1012 to 1620 and encodes 202 amino acids. NCBI's taxonomy places the organism in Eukaryota, Metazoa, Chordata, Actinopteri, Pleuronectiformes, Pleuronectidae. The transcript has 5 exons. The record is from RefSeq and is a predicted model, not a curated record.